ACUAGAUGCAGUUUUCGUUGAAAGUGGAGUGCGCUACUGUGCAGACGCCAUGUUGCUUUGUCUCAAGGGAAGCUUCAUUUCCGGUACCAAGAUGGCUACUGAAGCUACUACUGAGCAUGUGCAGAGCCAUCUUAGGACUGUGCGAGAGUGCCACAGUGGAAGACAGAAGCUUUUCCAGUAUCCUGAACAUCUAACUGAUACCUACAUAAACACACACCGGCUGGUGACUUGUGUGACACCCCGCUCUGCUCAAGCUUCUCUUUAAUUACCAGUGUUAACCACUGGAACCACUGGAUUGUUACUAUAUACCAUUGGUCCUGUAUGCACUGGAUUGUUACUAUAUGCCACUGAUCCUGUAUGCAAAUCAAUUUACCAAACCGUGUACGAAAGAGAGCCAGCACAGCCAGGACACAAACCACACUGCCAAGAGGUGCGGAUGCUGGUGAUGCAGGAACUUCAUCAUCGCACCACCCUCCACUAAGACGACCUUCACAGGGGUCUGCCAGUCUCCAGAAGAUGGUUAGCAAGAGACGGCAUCUUGAGGCGGUAUCUACACCCGCAUCCUCACCACCACAACGGCGCAUCUCCACUGUGUUGGCUCAGCCUCCAGAAGCCAUUUUGGCCAGUCCACAAAGCGAGGAAACACAAUCCCCUCAGCUGUCUGAUCCAGACAUCAUGCCCCAGGAUACCCAGCAGGAAACUGACUUGCAGCAAAUGUUCACACACCACCUGCAAGCGAUUGAUAAUAACCAGCCAACCACGCCAGCUGACAUAACUCAACCACCCCAAACAACCCACACACCCCAAUUGAGCCCAACACCACCCCAGCCACAAAUGGGACCAGAGUUUUGGUCCAGUUGGGCCACACAACAGGCACAAAACUAUGCCUGUCUCAACACACACAGCCAAUAUCUUGCCAGUCUGCCCCAUCAUCUACCUAGACUCAGUAGAAACUCAGGCAGACUGAUUGUGCAACUUGGCAGAGUGACCAAUACCAUGGAGCAGAUGAGAGCUGACAACAGCCAACUGAUAGCAAGUUUUCAGCGAAUAAUGGAUGAACAACACCGCCAUCAACAAGCCCCCAUUCAAAUUAUCCAAAAUAAUCAAUUAAUUACAGAAAGCCUGUCCCGAAUCAUCGCCAACAACACUGCCGCAACCACACAACUCACAGCAAGCCUCAACAACCUGAGCCAAAACAUAAAUGUGUUGGCAUCCCAGCAACAAAGCUCAAGCUCAGGGACAACCACACCUAGCCAGACCCCAGUUACCUCCCCAGUUAGACGAUCCAGCAGAACCCGGCCCAAUGUGCCAUCACAAUCCUCUGCACCCAGCAAAAAAACACCUAGGAAAUGAGCAAGCCUGCAUCAAAAUAUACAGUAUUUUCAAAUAUAUUUAAAGAUUAUCGAAUUGUGACAAACCAAAUUCAUGUG
Messenger RNA from Pseudophryne corroboree (corroboree frog), 1430 nucleotides. RefSeq lists its product as uncharacterized. The record is from RefSeq and is a predicted model, not a curated record. The transcript is spliced from 5 exons. Bases 358 to 1353 code for a protein of 331 amino acids. NCBI's taxonomy places the organism in Eukaryota, Metazoa, Chordata, Amphibia, Anura, Myobatrachidae.